Polychytrium aggregatum is the source of this 1037-nucleotide messenger RNA. RefSeq lists its product as uncharacterized. The coding region runs from base 1 to 891 and encodes 296 amino acids. The transcript has 4 exons. Lineage: Eukaryota; Fungi; Chytridiomycota; Chytridiomycetes; Polychytriales. The record is from RefSeq and is a predicted model, not a curated record.
AUGCCUUUGACCAGGCUUCAAGCUCCCCGACACCACACGGGUCUCCUCUGGGCGGUUGUCAUCCUGGGCCUGUGGAUCGCCCCAGCCAGUGCGCUUGCUCUCCGCCAAACGACCAUCUAUCUGCGAGACUUGGUCAACAUCUCGAUUGUUUUCCCUGGCGGCCACGUUGCCGACAGCACCAUGGGUAUUCCUUCCUCGUUCGGCCCCAAAGUCAAAACCAGGACCCAAGUAUCGAUCCAGUCCCUCUGGGAUGCGUGUGCACCACUGCCCACUGCCGACCGACUGGACCAGCAAGACUCGACGGGCCAACAAGACAAGUCGCUGGCCGACACUCGUCCCAAAGAGCGGGUGGCCUUGGUGCCGAUUGGCCCCUGUGCCUACGACGAGAUGGUCCGGAACCUGCAGCAGGCCGGGUUCGCCGGCGCCAUCGUCUACGACGCAUACGAAAGCAAGCGCAUCUUUCGCAUGGACAGUGCUGGCGAUACCUCCGACAUUCGCAUCUGGUCGCUGCUCGUCUCCUCCCGCUGGGCCCGUCGGGUCGACAUCUUGCACUCACUCAGCGUCUCCGAGUCCUGGCUCCAGGCGCAGCUGCCCAACUUUGACGACGUCGCAAUGACAUCGCUAUUUCGGAUGCGUAUCUAUUGCAUCUUGAUGGUGGUGCUGUGGGGCUUGACGCUGCUUCUCACCGGGGCCGUCUAUCUGCGAAACCGCUUGCUGUAUGGCGAGUUGUUCAUGGCCGACCAGGUCGAGACCGCCCCGCUUCUCCGUCCCGGCGACAUCACCAACCAUCUCUUCCAUCAAGAAUGCCUGGAGCCCUGGGUCACAAGGCAUACCGCCCAGUGUCCGCUCUGUCGAAGGAACCUCUUGAUGGUGGUAACCACGGCCUCGUAGGCGAUGGCGACGUUCAUCUCCCGAUCACUGAACGCCCGUUCCAUACCCUGUUCAGCCAGCCCCACAACCGACAACAGGCACGGAAAAGAGCUACUCUCGCUGUUUCCAGCACCCCGGGGUUCCCACGAGCCAGUGCGCCUCUCUGU